Rattus norvegicus (Norway rat) is the source of this 13168-nucleotide messenger RNA. Lineage: Eukaryota; Metazoa; Chordata; Mammalia; Rodentia; Muridae. The record is from RefSeq and is a predicted model, not a curated record.
CGCUGCAGGGACCGCGGGGGUCGCCGCUCGUGCCGCUUCCAGCCUGCGCCGAGAGGUACCAGGGUGGCCGCUUUAGGCGGCUUGCGACUGCGGCGCUGAUCCCCCGCACCGGCGGGAGGGAGGCGAGGCCCGGGGCUGCCAGAAACCCGGUGCGGCCUCUGGCGUGGGGACCGGGCAGGAAGGAGCCCCGCAGCAGCGAUGGGUUUCGGGUAGAAGCGUCUGGAGUGCUACGGCCUGGGACCUGACGUUUCCGUUGGGUGUCCGUGGGUGCUGUCGCGGAGCACGGAUAAGGAUCGGGGUGCUGGGGCCACAGCAGCCUGCGGGGUUGCGAAACACGCGGGGCGUGGUCACCUGACCGUUACCCGCCCCCGCUGAGCCUUUGUUUACCGGGAGCACGGCCUCGGGCGGUCCCGGGGGAGCCCCCUCCCGGCUGCCCGCUUCCUUCUCCGUGGGCCUUUGCUUAUUUUAGUUCCCAAUGUUCCCGCCCCCAAAUCCUGAAAACCGGAGGCCAAGAUCAUUCGAGCGGCCGGGAUUGGGCGCUGCAGUCGGGAUGGUCCGGCGGGUUCCGCGUUUUUAUUGGCAGGGGAUGGUAGGUGGGUGGCUCGUGCCGGGCAGUCCCGCCCUCGCCUGAAGGUGACCUGGAGGACGCGGGUGCAGUCAGAGGGGAGCAGCGGGGAGUGGGGGGGCGGGGGGGGGUGGGUAGGAGGGGGCGUGCCCCGCGGAAGCAGGGGGCUAACCCGGAGUUGCUGGCAUAGAGCGUGCAGUGACUGGACAGCGCUCAAAGUGAGGUGCUGCGAACUUGCCCUUGCCUGCUCUGUCCAGCCUUUGGUGAACCACAGGGCCACGUUGGAGAAGCUUCAGCUUCAGCUCUACCGGAUUUUAGUCAUAAGUCAGUUUUUUUUUUUUUUUCUGUUAGUGUUCUCAGCUGACAUCUGGCAGGUGGUUGAUAACGGUUUGGUGUUUUGUUUUUCUUUAUUAGGAUUUGAUAUCCAACCCUUGCUACUUAAGAUUUAAACAGUGGCUUUUACCUUUAAAAAAAAAAAAAAGAUAAUUUGAGGUUAUUCACCUAAAAGUUUUUUGGUUUUGGAUUUUUAAGUGAGCUUUCUUAGUUUCCCCUGAUUGGAGAUUUCCAGCGCACACAGUUUAGUGUAUUAUAUUAGUCUUCCAGAGAGUUCAGAUGUUUCUGAGAAGUGAGUUGAAGGUGUGAUUGGAAAACUGUACAUUAAGAUCACUGAAAGCCCAGUCAUUUCCAGCCAGAGGAUAUUAAAGGUGGUUUUCCAAAGCUCUUCAGCUCAGGGUGCAGUUAGAUUUUGUCAUUUUAUCGCAGAAAAGUUGAGCUUCCAAAGUGAAGCAGGUAUUACUGGUACACAGCCUUAAUAUACUUUUAAAAGAUUCCGUGUGGGUGUUUCACCAGCCUGUAUCCAACACCUGCAUUUGGUGUCAAAAAAGGCCAGAAGAGAGGUCAGAUUUCCUGGAACUGAAGUUCUAGAUGGCUCAGGUUGUCAGCUGCCUUGUUGGUGCUGGGAUCCAAACCUGGGUCCUGUGCAAGAGCACUGCUAAAUCAUCGCUCCAGCCCCUCUUAAAAAUUCAAGUACUGAUGACUGUGUUAAAAUAAGAAGCCGGCUGGUCAGAACACAUAGUCACUGGUAUACUGAGGUUAUUAAGUAGAUCUUAAUAUAUACAUACAUAAUAUAUAUAUUAUAUGUACAUAUAUACAAAUGCAAUCCAGUAUGCUUUAAUACAAACUACCAUUUGAUAAGUCGAGUUUCUUUAAACAAAGCCUGUGACCUAGCCUCUAAACAGGAAGAAGAAAACAAUAUUCUGAGAGCUAUCGGUUAUAUCUUAGACUUUCCUGGCUCUCUUCCAGAUUGCUAAAACCUUAAUGCUUUUUCAGUGUGCUCUUUUAACUUCCUUGUUUUCCUGCCGUUUCAUUAAGAGUCAGAGGUCAAGCCUUUGGAAAAUAAAUACUUAGCAAAUAUGUUGCAGUAUUUAUUCUUGUAUGUACUUUACUCUUACCUGGAAAUUUUAGGACAGCUCUCUUAUCAAAUAUGUAGGUGUGGACUCAGUAAUGAAAAAAAUGUCAAUGAAAUGUCCUCAGAAGCAUUUAUACAAAAAAUGAUUUCAUUUCUGUUGUGACUGCAACAAUGAUACUAGACAGCUGGAUGUUUUUAACAGUUCUGUUCUUCACGCUAUAAAUACUCCCAUAAGCUCAACAAGCUGAAUCCCCUGUGGGUAGUUCCAGUUAUUUGAGAGACUAAGGAGUUCAAGACCAGCCUGGGCAACACAGACUUGGGGGGUGGGGGGCCAACAACAGAAUAGCUAAUUACCUUCAAGAGUUGUAAUUCUUCCAGGACAACACGUGCUUGCGCAUGCACUCGGUCUCUCUGUCUCUCUCGCCCCCCCCCCCCCAAUACUGAGGACUGAACCCAGGACCUUCACACAUGUUAACCACUGAGUUCUCCUUAGGUGGCUAAAGAGAAUGAAAACCCUAUUACUGAAAACCCUAUAUUGCCUAUAACUGGGGUGGGAUCUGGAGUUUUCACCAAGUCUGAACUAUACAGGAAGACUCUGUCUCAAACCAAAGGGAUUAGAUUUUGUUGGCAUUUCUAAAAAUAUUUCUGAAUAAAAAUCAUUGACUUCCACGUGUUUUUGUAUAUUAAAAGGCCAUUUAGAAUCCCAGGUCACAGGUCAUUUUAUAGGCACCGUAGCUGGUUUUGUUGUAAUAAGCCAAAACUAGUUUUGGUAGCAGAAAAGUAACUGUCAGAAUUCUGUUUCUUCCUCUCAUUCAUAGCAGGAACUUGUUUUAUAGUCCUGGCUGACCUGGUGCUUGCUAUGUAACUUAGAAUAGUCUCUGAUUCACAGUGGUCCUCCUGCUUCAGCUUCGAGAGAGCUGAAGUUGCCAGUGUUCUCUUUCUUGUUUUGCUAGGCCUUUUAUUUUUACAUAAAAAUGCAGUAAGGAUAUGGGUGUGGAUAGAAUUGUUCCAUGCCAGGUCUAGUAAAGAGCAUAAGUCAGGCAAAGCCUUUUCAGGCCGUAAAAAUGCCUGAAAUUUAUAUAUUUUUGUAAAUUUUUAUAUCUUAUAUAAGUUUCAUAUUUUAUAUAACCUUGUAAAAUGUAUACAAAUAUGUAAAAGCCUGCUUGGUUUAGCAUAGUACUUUUGUAAAAGAUUUAGUCCAUUGGAAGCGUGUGCUACCAUUGUUAUACAUUAUCAUUAGGUCUUUAAAGAUGCGUCUCCUAAUUAACCCUUUCUUGUUUUUUGCUUUAUCCGUGGUUCAGUUUGAUAAAAUGUAGUGUGGAGUAUGACAGCAUGGAUGGUUGGCACAUUGUUAGGGACUAUAAUAGCACAAUGCCAUUUAUUUUUUGUGUUCUCAUCUUUGUAAGGCCCUCGUUGGUCCAUACUGUAUGUCUGUAGCCUCUUUGUAGAGGAUUCUUUUAAAGGAAAACAAAGCUUUUGUGUUGCUAGAUUGUAAACCAUACCUUAUAUAGCGCUUCCUGCCUUUGUACCUUGACCACCUCUGUUUCCUGCACUUUACCUCGUCAGAUCUUCAGGAUUACCUGAGUAGUCAUUCUGUACCUUUAAUCCCAAAGGCAAGCAGAUCUCUGUAUGUUAUAGGCCAGCCUGGUUUACACCAGGUAUCCUGGUUCCAGGGCUACUUAGAGAAACCCUGUCUCAAACAGAAACCAAAUAACAAUUUAAAGAAAAGAAAAAAGUGGGCUGGAAAGAUGGCUCAGUGGUUAAGAACACUGACUGCUCUUCCAGAGGUCCUGAGUUCAAAUCCCAGCACCCACAUGGUGGCUCACAACCAUCUGUUAUGGGCUCUGAUGCCCUCUUCUGGUCUGUCUUAGGGCAGUAUGACAGGGUACUCACAUACAUACAAUAAAUAAAUAAAUCUUUUUUUAAAAAAAGGAAAGGAAAAAGCAUAAGUAUUACUUAAAAGUCCUGCAGAAAAUGCUGGACGAGUUGUUUUCUAUUUCCAGGGGUAUAAUUCUACACCAAACACAGAAUGAGAGGCUCUGUUCGCAUUUGUGCUUGAGAUUUCUGCUACAGAAAUGCUGAGAAUUUGGAUCCGUUUUAGUGUUAAUCUUGGGUUCUUGUUUGAUUCUAGUCUUAGCCAACCCUAUACUAUCUAAAAUUGAUUUCGGAACUAACCUUUACUACCCUGGUGUCAAGACAGUAGUGAGACUCUCUUACUAAGGACUGGUAAAGAAUACUUACUUAGGUAGGACUAACCAUCGCCUGACUUACCAAGAUCCAAUAUUCUUCAUCAAGUAUACACCUAAAUUAUAAAUUAGACUGCCUAAUGAAAGUAAGGAAAUAUAUAAGAUAAUAUUCAUGUCCUAAUCUUAGCUUACUCUGGGUAUAAAGAUGUAAAUAUAGGUAUUUUGGGUUUUUUGUUUUGUUUUAAGUUGGUUACUUAUAUUUGGUUUUAAUAUCGACUUUUGAAUCUGCCUAAACUUAAGAAUGUACAAGUUCUCUUUACAGAUCAGACACCAGAACCAACCAGUUGAAGUUAAAUGUCAUUGCUAUUCUAUGUACUACUCUAAAUCCUGGUGUGUACAUUUAAACAUUCUUCUCCAUCUCCUACACACAAACACACAAACAUGUACAUUUACACAUAAACACAUGCAUGCAUGACACUUGUACACAUACACACACACACCCAGAUACGCAUGCACAAUAGCUCACAGAGAGAGAUUGUGCUGAAUUAGUUGUGUAGACAUUAUAAGGCACAGUAAAACAGAAGGAUUAUGUAUUACAGUUAUUUGAUAAGUUUGAAGGUUUUAUAUAAAGAUGUAUAUGAUAAAGGCUUAAAAGUAGGUGAGGCUUUUCUCUGUUUUUUUCUUUUUUUGACUCUGAGACUUCUCAAAUUGAUUCCAUAGUUAUGUGUAGUACAGAAUGAAUAAACUUUGGUCAUGUUUGGUUUUGAUAUCAACUUUGAAUCUGACUAAACUUAACACAUCAACUCUUAGAGUAACUUAAGUCUAUCAAAUCUGAAUGAAAUGUAGUUUGUAGGCAUUCUUAAAAUAGUCAAAGUGGGGCUGGAGAGGUGGCUCAGCGGUUAAGAGCACUGAUUGCUCUUCCAGAGGUCCUGAGUUCAAAUCCCAGCAACCACAUGGUGGCUCACAACCAUCUGUAAUGGAAUCCUCACCUUGUGUGUUGAAGACAGUGACAGUGUACUCAUAAGAUAAAUAAACAGAUCUUUUUUUAAAAAAAAAAAAAGUCAAAGUGGAAUUAUAACCGGGUACACUUUUCAUCUCACCAUCAAAUUUAGCUUAACCAUUUCUUACUAAUGCACUUGAGCUGAUAGCAUCUGAUUUACAUGUCACUGUUCUCUAUUUUAGGUGUGAAAAUUUAAAUAACCUGAGUACUUUGCCUGGGGCUUUGGUCAAACAAAUGCUGAGAAGACAAAGUUUUCAUGUACGCAUGGUUGUCUUGGAACUUGCUCUGUAGACCAGGCUGGCCUCAAACUCAGAGAUCCACCUGCCUCUGCCCACCAAGUGCUGGGAUUAAAGCUACAUAAAGAAGAUCCCUCGGAGCCAUUUCUCAACAAUUAUAUAGUCAACUGAUGUAACAAUGGUACUAAUAUUGGGACGCAGAUUAAACAGAGAGGAUCUUGGGGUGCGUGAUUCCCCAGCAACCAAGCGUAAAGUUUUUGAAAUGGACCCCAAAUCUCUGACAGGUCAUGAGUAUUUUGACUUCUCUUCAGGAUCAUCCCAUGCUGAAAACAUCCUCCAGAUAUUUAAUGAGUUCCGAGACAGCCGCUUAUUCACAGAUGUUAUUAUCUGUGUGGAAGGCAAAGAGUUCCCGUGCCAUCGAGCUGUCCUCUCAGCCUGUAGCAGCUACUUCAGAGCCAUGUUCUGUAAUGACCACAGGGAGAGCCGAGAAAUGCUGGUUGAGAUCAACGGCAUUUUAGCCGAAGCCAUGGAGUGCUUUUUGCAGUACGUGUAUACUGGGAAGGUGAAGAUCACAACGGAGAAUGUCCAGUAUCUCUUUGAAACCUCCAGCCUCUUUCAGAUAAGUGUUCUCCGUGAUGCUUGCGCCAAGUUCUUAGAGGAGCAGCUUGAUCCUUGCAACUGCUUGGGAAUCCAGCGUUUCGCCGACACCCACUCACUCAAAACACUCUUCACAAAGUGCAAGACCUUUGCAUUGCAGACUUUCGAGGAUGUGUCCCAGCAUGAAGAGUUUCUCGAGCUUGACAAAGAUGAACUUAUUGAUUACAUCUGUAGUGAUGAACUUGUUAUUGGUAAGGAAGAGAUGGUUUUUGAGGCAGUCAUGCGCUGGGUCUACCGAGCGGUUGAUCUGCGAAGACCGCUGCUCCAUGAGCUCCUGACGCAUGUCAGGCUUCCUCUCUUGCACCCCAACUACUUUGUUCAGACAGUUGAGGUGGACCAGUUGAUCCAGAAUUCCCCUGAAUGCUACCAGUUGUUGCACGAAGCAAGACGGUACCACAUACUUGGCAAUGAAAUGAUGUCCCCAAGGACUAGGCCACGCAGGUCUACUGGCUACUCAGAGGUGAUAGUUGUGGUUGGAGGCUGUGAACGAGUUGGAGGAUUUAAUCUUCCAUACACUGAGUGCUAUGAUCCAGUAACAGGAGAAUGGAAGUCCUUGGCCAAGCUUCCAGAAUUUACCAAAUCAGAGUAUGCUGUCUGUGCACUGAGGAAUGACAUUCUUGUUUCAGGUGGAAGAAUCAACAGCCGUGAUGUCUGGAUUUAUAACUCACAGUUGAAUAUCUGGAUCAGAGUUGCUUCUCUAAAUAAAGGCAGAUGGCGUCACAAAAUGGCUGUCCUUCUUGGUAAAGUAUAUGUUGUUGGCGGUUAUGAUGGGCAAAACAGACUUAGCAGCGUAGAAUGUUAUGAUUCCUUUUCAAAUCGUUGGACAGAAGUUGCUCCACUUAAAGAAGCCGUGAGCUCUCCUGCGGUGACAAGCUGUAUAGGAAAAUUGUUUGUGAUUGGUGGGGGACCCGAUGAUAAUACUUGUUCUGAUAAGGUCCAAUCUUAUGACCCAGAAACCAAUUCUUGGCUACUUCGUGCAGCUAUCCCCAUCGCCAAGAGGUGCAUAACAGCAGUCUCUUUAAACAACCUGAUCUACGUUGCUGGUGGACUGACCAAGGCCGUGUAUUGUUACGAUCCAGUCGAAGACUACUGGAUGCACGUACAAAACACGUUCAGCCGGCAGGAAAACUGUGGUAUGUCUGUUUGUAAUGGUAAAAUCUAUAUCCUGGGUGGAAGACGGGAAAAUGGAGAAGCCACAGAUACUAUUCUCUGUUACGAUCCUGCGACAAGUAUCAUCACAGGAGUGGCUGCGAUGCCCAGACCAGUGUCCUACCAUGGCUGUGUGACUAUUCAUAGAUACAAUGAGAAAUGCUUUAAGCUCUAACAAUACCUCACACAAGAAGCCAAUGCCAAUCCAAGAGGAAAGUUUUUAAAACGACCAUGUGCGAACACAACUUUGUGCCAUCUGCAAAAAAGAAAUAAAUAAUCCUGUUGCCUUUCUGACCCAAACACCAGACUUCAAGCUGUCAAAUGUCAGUCCUUUUCUGUAAUGGGGUGGGGUGGAUUACAGUGAGCCAGGACCUGCGUCUAUCCCAGCACCCAGAAGGCAGGUUUCUAUACUUUUGAACCCAGCCUGGUCUGCAUAAAAUGUUCUAGGCCAGCAAAAGUAAGAAUUUGGCCUAUGAUUAUACUUUUGCAUUUUUGAAAAACUAGGUGGGGUAGGCAGUAAUGCCCAGUGUAAACUUCUUAGGGAUUUGUGGACCCUCUUUCAGGAAUGUGUCCUUUUUUUGUCAGUUUUGUAGAAAAUAUUGCAUGACUGAAGCUUCAUUUAGGUUGAAUUGCCUGAUGUUAAGAAUGUUUAGAACUCAUUGUGAGGGGAGGAAAUGAGUUUGUUUGUUCGUUGUUUUAACCAUUUAUUUAAGUUAUGUGCAUUGGUGAAAGGGGAUCAGAUCCCUUGGAACUAGAGUUACAGACAGUUAUGAACUGCCCUGCCAUGUGGGUGCUGGAAAUUGAACCCCAGACCUCUGGAAAAACAGACCGUGCUCUUAACCACUGAACCAUCUCUCUCCAGCCCCCAGAAAUGAGUUUUAAAUAUCUGUCACGGACUUUAUCCCUGCCGGUUAAUUUUAUUGAAGGCUUUUUGGGGUUUUGUUUGUUUUUUCCUAAUUAUAAAAGUGUAGUAACAAUUCAGCUACCAUAAAACACCAAAUUUUAUGACUGUAUAGACUGUUCUCUGAUAUUAAAUACUUUGUGAGCUUAUGUAGGAGAUAGAAAAGUAAGAAAAUUUAAAUUAUACAUUAGUCCCUAAGGAAAAAUUAAAGUAACUAUUGAAAAAAAAAAUGUGAUCCACUUUGGUUCUCAGGGUAUUUAAUGAAUCAUCUGUGAGUCCACUAAAGGAGUUCUUCCCUCUAAACUAAUCUAGGAGCUAACGUCCCGCUUACGGGCAGGCGGGUGUCUGUGUCCAGGGUGUUUCCCAGGCAUGGCAGUGCACACCCGUGUCCAGGGUCUGGAAGGUACAUCGAAAGAAACCAAAUGGGCUGGACAGAGUGUUAGUGAACACUCACUGCUCCCAGCCCCUAUCAGGUGGCUCACUAAUUUCUGCAGCUCUAAUUCCAGGGAAUCGUAACACCUUCUGGCCUCCCUAGAUAUCUACAAGCAUGUGGUGCACAUACAUUCACACAGGCACACAUGUAUGUAAAAGAGAUAUAUCUUAAGACAAAUAUGCAUUUUGUAAUACUGAAAAAAAAAGAAAGAAAGGCAAGAGCAGGUUUGCUCCCUACCCAGUCUGGCAGAGUUUGAUCUUACGAUGCUUUGUGAGUGCCACUCCGCUCGCUCGUUCACUGCCAUGUAAGCAGUUGUCAGUCUAGGAAGGCUGACUGAUUCCUUAACAUCCUACAGUCACUCUUCUCAGUGGGGCCACGUGUUUGUGACUCUGACCAGCAGCAGUUCUGGUCUUCAGAGAGAAAUCUCUUAUUGGGGAGAGCUCUUUUAUUUGUAUAAAAUACUGAUCAACAUUUUCAGAUUUCUAUUAAAGUUUUCCCUCAGGUUCUUCACCUCCAUUUUAUAAAACUUAGUACUUUUCAAAGGGAAAUGUGAAAUUUUUCUUAGAAAUAUAAGUAAAUACAGCAGGAAUUAGCAUAACUAAUUAUUGUAACUUCUGUGUGGACAGAUAACGAUUUACAAUGCCCUAGGCUGCAGCAGGUCUCUCACUAUAAUAUACUCCUUGUUGAUGACAAUAGUGUCACUAGAUUUCUGUUCACGUUAAGGCAGUCAUCAAAGCCUAGCAUUGGCAGACAACUUCUUUCUCAGCUUAGGAGAAUACAAACGUUUUUAAGAGUCAUGCUUAAUUGGAAUCCAAAUUCUGAGAAAAAUGCUUACAAGGUAUAUUUGGGAAAUUGUUGUCACGUCAUAAAUGGUGAGUAAUGUAACACAGCUAAGGAAGCAGCUCCGAAACAGUCAUCUGUCAGUCGACAGACAGACGUACGGAUAGUCAAGGGUAUCUGUACUGUAAUUUUAUAGUAAAUAUCUUCAUUAGACUUCUGUUAGAGAAUGGAGAUUGUUUGGUUCAGAAAUUCUUAAACAGUAAAGUGUGUGAAUAAAGGUGUUUUAUAAAUGCUUAGGACUCUGCAGAUGCUAACUGUUAUGUAUGUGUGUAAGAUCAUGCCCAUUCAUAAAUACAUAUAUAAAACUCGGUCAAAAUAAAUUUGUAUCUUAGUAUUUUUGUCUGUUGUAAAAGUAUUAUCUACUUGUAUCUUGUAAUGUUUAUCUUUCAUAUAUCUUGUUUAUUGUAAAUUGGAAAAAAAUCCUCAAAAUCAGAAUUUGUUUAAACACAUUACUUUUUCUUUAUGUUGCAAAUUAUAUUAAAAGUUACCAGAAAGUACCUGAAUCCUAGAAAAUUAACUUUUUAAAGAUACCCAGUUGAUAUUUUAACUUCCUUUAAUUUCUUUUCUUUGCUAAUUCUUGAUAAAUAAUGGUGGUAAGCCCCGGUUUAAGAAAAAUAAUUUUAGAGUAUAAUUAGUGCAUUAAAAGGGAUACAUCAACCAUCUUGGAGUCAGACUAUCUUCAUUUUGUCAUCCCAUAAUUGGCAGACUUUCUUUUAAUGGGUGGUUUCUAUGAGCCCCUACGUUAGUAUGUGUUUGUGUUUACAUGCAGAUAGUAUGGUUGUGUACGUAGAUCACAAACACCCAAUGAUUUUUGCAGUUUAAUUAUCAGAAAUGUAUAAAGUCAAAAAGUAGUUGAUGACAUCCAGUUCAGUUGCGAAAGACUAACUUGGAACAUUUCUGGAGUACUCUAGUGUUAAGGCAGGCUCUCUGUGGCCUGUGCUGGCCUCAAGCUCUUGGCAAUUCUUUGCCUUCUGAGAGCUGCAGUUAGAAGUGGAAGCCAGCACUAGUUUUCUAAAGAAAUCAUUUCGUCUGAAAGUGCAGAUAGAUCUGGUCCUAAGGAUCUGUGCGUCUGUGUGACAGCAGUGUUACCAGGUCGGAAAGCAGACCUGGAGAGAGGUUUGCAAACAUCACUUGCGGCUGUGCAGAUGGAAAGGACGUAGGUUUUGUGGAUCAACAGAAAAUUACAGUUGGUUGUUGUGUGCACUUUUCCUACGAAUCCUCCUUCAAGUCUUCUCCAUGUAUUGCACAGGGUGGCCUGACUUCCUCCGUUUUCACCGUACUGUCUGUCCCCAUGCUGACUUGACUAACAGAUAGGAGUUGGAUUUUCAGUAGCCGCUUUUCAUAGAUUAUUGGGAUCCAGGUGUUUACUCCGUUUGAAUCAGGUUUCAAGACGCCAAUGCUCAGGGAGGGCGUUAGCUUGUCUGUGUUGCCCAUCAGGGUGUGCAAAAGUGCUUUCCCUUAGAUACCGUUCAGUUGAUGGCUGUAGACUAAAAUGUUUGAGAAACUUGACCUGUAUCAGUGGUUGAACAUCUGUCCUACUCGGAAGGAUGACAGUGCUUUGUGAACUGACACGUUCUCCUGGUGAAUAUGAAUUGUUUCUGCGUCUGCUGUCAGACUCCCAUUUUGAAACUCAGGAAAGACAAAGGUGGGUCUUCUGCUUUUGUCAGUGUCCAGACCAGGUGUGUACUGCUUUUUCCUGAUCUGACAGUAGGUUUUUAAAAACCACUCUGAGAGCCCAUAUGCAAAGAGAAGAAGGGAGUUGAAUUGUUUGCGUGUGCCUUUAAUGCCUUGAGGUUUAUAUGGGAAAAGGAUACAUCGUACAGACUAAAUGUGGUACCAAGUAAACAGUAAUGUGCAGAAGCUUCCUGUGGACUGCCUGCCUCAUAGUCCACCCAAGACAUUACUAGUUAAAAUGACUUGAUCUGGCUAGAGUUAGUGGUACAUAGCUGAGUGUGGUGGCAAUGUCUGUUAUUCCAGCCCUUGGGAGGUGGGGCAAGAGGAUCAGGAAAGUUCCAGGACCAGCAUGGCGACAGAGAGCCAGUUUGGGGUCAGAGUUGGCCAUGUGAAGUCCCGUGUGAGAAAGAGUAUGGAGCUCAUUGGUAUUCUGUAGAGAGAUGGAAUGGUCUCAUUUCACCCAUUAUUAGGUAAAUAAUUCACCAAACCACAUGAGCAUCAUGAAAAUCCACCAUACCACGUAACCAGAAUGAAGCGUUUUGGCUGACCUGGGAUGCAAUAGGUUUGCCUAGCCAAGUAUGCUUACUGCCACAUCUAGUGCUAGGCGUCAAACAACAUUCCAGGAGUACAAACUAUAAUACCUGAGAUGUUUCAAAGUAUUUUAGACAUCUUAAAGCCUUACAUUUGUCAGUGGGUUGGAGAGAUGGCUCAGUUAGGAGCAAGCACUAGCAUUUGCUGCUCUAGCAGAGGACCUGGGUUGGGUUCCAAGCACCUUCACUGUGGCUAACAGGUGUCUGUAACUCUAGGUCCUGGGUUCUAGUACCCUCUGGCCCCCACAGGCACACAUGGGCACAUAUAUUACAUGGAGAUGGCCAUGGUACAGGGAAAGCAUACACAUAAAAAUAAGUUAUCAUUAAAAUGUUGAAUAUGAACCUUUUACAUUUGUGUGGUUGCCUUAAAUAUAAACAAAUAGCACUAAAGGUGAUCAUAACAUAGAAAGUAAAAUCACAACUUUAUAUAUUGUCCCCAAAGAGGUUUUGUUUUAAUGUCUGUGCCUUAAGCUACCCAGUGCCAUCUCAGCCUAAUAAGCCACAGUACUGGUUUUUUGUUUUUUUUUUUUGGUUUUUUUUGUUUUUUUUUUUUUGGUUCUUUUUUUUUUUUGGAGCUGGGGACCGAACCCAGGGCCUUGCGCUUCCUAGGUAAGCACUCUACCACUGAGCUAAAUCCCCAGCCCCCACAGUACUGGUUUUUGAGGGCCUGAUUUUGCUUUAUCUUUUGAGUCAGGGUCAUAUGUAGCCUAGGCUGGCCUAGAACUUUUGCUAAAAAUGAUACUGACCUCCAGUCAUUCUGUUUCCUCCCGUGCUUGAAUGACAGUGUGUGCCACCAUGCUUGGCUGCGUGUGUUUCUGUCUGUCUGUAGGUUGGUUGGUUGUUCAGUUGGUUGUUUUAAUGGAGCCCUGGCUAACCUGGAACUCAGGAUAUGGCCAGGUUGACCUUGAACUAAUGGCAGUCCUUCUGCCUUUGUCCAUGAGUGCUAGGAUUAUGGGCUUGAGCCACCACUCCCAGCUGUUCUGAAAUUCAUUGGAGUGCCAGCUGCCUGCUUGGUGGAAAGAGAAUGUUAAAUAAGGUCGUUGCUCAGAGUUUUACAUUUUUAACUUUUGGUACCUAGGUGCUUUGUAAAAUACUCAGAUAAAUACCCAUUAAGCUCUCCUAAGGUCAUUUGAAAUAGUGAAAAAAGUACGUGUAGUUAUUUCUGCUUGUCAUUAUAUCAAUAGUUCUGCUCUAGGCUUUUUGAGAAAGCAACUUCCUCUUCAUCUCCCCACCCCCACCCCUACCCCCUGCAGUGUCUAAGCCUCCAGAGCUGAGGUAAGACUUUCAGAUCUGAACAAGUGUAUGUGCUUUACUGUAACUGCCUCACACCUCUUGCCUAGAGUUUGAAUCUUCACAGUGAGAAAAGAAUGUUUUCUACGUCCUUGUCCUCAGUUCCGCUGCAGUAUAGUAAAUGCUUACGUUUUUGUUUAAUUGCACUUCUUCCGUAGUUUAAAUUUUUAAAAGUUGUAUCUAAUGUCUUUUAAACAUUAUUUGACUAUAUGGUUACAUUAAAUUUUGUUUACCAAAAA